Sphaeroforma arctica JP610 is the source of this 208-nucleotide messenger RNA. RefSeq lists its product as hypothetical. The transcript has a single exon. The annotation marks the transcript as partial. The record is from RefSeq and is a predicted model, not a curated record. Lineage: Eukaryota; Ichthyosporea; Ichthyophonida.
GAAUGGUAAUGAGCCAUGGGUGAACUUGAAUCGGUUCUUUGCAGAGCCUGAUCGUAUCCCUUACCGAGACACUCCAGGCGACGAAGAAGACGAUUAUGUAGUGUUUGUCACCAUGGUGCGGGUCAAACUGGAGAUCGCAUUGCAGGAGAGCAGCAUGUUGUUGAAUCCGGAGCUAUCCUUCCGAGAACGGUCGGACGCUGUCAGGUAG